GGUACUCUCAACCGUCCUUCCAUUCACGUGGUCACCCAACUGCCCACCCACACUUGGGCUGGUAGGACGAUACCAUCGUAACCCGACCCGAUCUUCGUUAUUUCGCCACUCCGUCACUGGGCAACUCUGCAGCAGACUCGCUGCGACAGCGGCUACAAGAUAAGCAGGGGCUGGGCAGAGCGACAACCAGCUAGCCCCAACUCCAUGCGGGGUCUGCUCUCCGCCGCGAGGAUAACGACCAAGGUCAGCUCUUGGCGGCCUCUAACACACACCAUCCACGCCGGAUCGUCCCUGCAGGUGCGCCUGUUCUACACGCCCAACAUGGUCAAACGCGACCCCAGCACGGCGUCCAACUACGACGCCUGGGUCACCCGCCACACCACGGCCAACCUCAAGAUCGACUUCAAGGAGAAGUGCCUCCGCGGCUCCAUCGUGCUCGAGCUCGAGUCGCGCACGACCAAGGAGAGCACCGAGAUCGUGCUCGACUCGAGCCACGUCUCGGUCGAGUCAGUCCGCCUCAACUCGGCCGAGCCCAAGUGGGAGCUCAAGGCCCGCACCGAGCCCCUCGGCUCCCCGCUCCACAUCUCGGUGCCCGCCGGCGCCGCCUCGGGCGAGGUGGUCAAGCUCGAGAUCGGCGUCCGCACCACCGACAAGUGCACCGCCCUGCAGUGGCUGACCCCGGCCCAGACCUCCAACAAGAAGGCCCCCUUCAUGUUCUCCCAGGCCCAGGCCUGCCACGCCCGCUCCCUGUUCCCCUGCCAGGACACCCCGGACGUCAAGUCGACCUACUCCUUCAACAUCUCGUCCCCGCACGUCGUCGUGGCCAGCGGCGUCGCCGUUGAGGACGCCACCGGCCAGAAGCCCGCCGUGGGCGAGGACGGCGACGCCAUGUACCGCUUCGAGCAAAAGGUCCCCAUCCCUUCGUACCUCUUCGCCCUGGCCUCGGGUGACAUCGCCACUGCCCGCAUCGGCCCUCGCUCCUCGGUCGCCACUGGCCCGGACGAGGUGGCGGCGUGCAAGUGGGAGCUCGAGGAGGAUGUCCAGAAGUUCAUUGACGCCGCCGAGAAGCUUGUGUUCCCGUACAAGUGGGGAGAGUACAAUGUUCUGGUGCUGCCGCCGAGCUUCCCAUACGGAGGCAUGGAGAACCCCAUCUUCACGUUUGCCACGCCGACCAUCAUCAGCGGCGAUCGCCAGAACGUUGAUGUUAUCGCCCACGAGCUGAGCCACAGCUGGUCUGGGAACCUGGUGACUUCCGGCAGCUGGGAGCACUACUGGCUGAACGAGGGUUGGACCAUGUAUCUCGAGCGAAGGAUCAUUGCCGCCGUCCGAGGGCAACCCUAUUUUGACUUCUCUGCCGUGAUCGGGUGGAAGGCUCUCGAGGACGCCAUUGAGGAGUUUGGCGCGGAUCACGAGUUCACCAAGCUGUGCAUCAACCACGACGGCAUAGACCCCGAUGAUGCCUUCUCGACGAUCCCCUACGAAAAGGGCUUCCACAUGGUGUACUAUCUCGACUGCCUAGUCGGCCGUGAGAACUUUGACAAGUUCAUCCCUUACUACUUCACCAAGUGGGCAAACAAGUCCCUCGACUCGUACCAGUUCAGGGACACGUUCCUCGAAUUCUUCGAUAAGUCCGAAUAUGCCAGCCUGAAGGACAAGAUUGCCGGCAUCGACUGGGAGGGCCGCUUCUACAGCCCGGGCCUUCCGCCAAAGCCCGAGUUUGACACGUCUCUCAUCGACGUCUGCUACGCUCUGGCGGAAAAGUGGAAGAACAAGGACUACGUCCCGAGCAGCAAGGACGUUGACGGCUGGGCGGGCAACCAGAAGCUGGUAUUCCUCGGCUCGGUGCAGGGCUUCGCCGAGCCGCUCUCGGCCGAGCGCGCGCAGCUGAUGGGUACCGCCUACGACCUCGUCGACACCAAGAACGUCGAGCUCAAGACGGCCUACUACCAGAUCGCCCUGCGGGCCGAGGACUCGGCCGUCUACGCGGGCGUCGCCGAGCUCCUGGGCCAGGUGGGCAGGAUGAAGUUUGUGCGGCCCCUGUUCAGGGCCCUGAACAAGGUCGACCGGCCCCUCGCGCUCGAGACGUUUGAGAAGAACAAGGACUUCUACCAUCCCAUCUGCAGGGCGAUGGCGGAGAAGGACCUGGGGCUUGCCGGAGAGGCCAAGGCGUAGUUUUGUCUAGCGGUUUGUUGCUCGCGGUAGUUUGAGUGGCACUGCCUAUAUGCUAGGACUGACUGAGAGAAUCAAGUGACUGUCAGGGCCGUUGAGCUGCUGUAAGCUAUCAGUGGCGUCCAGCAGUAUAUCCAUAUCAAUGGCUGCCUAUGAUGAAAGCUCGCCUCUCGUAUGCCGUUAUCAGAUACGAUGGGUAGCCAACUUCUACUGGGUGUCCACAACUAACCGCGUGACUCAACUAGAGUUAACUGGGUGACCCUUUUGGGAAUCAAUGACAUCCAACACAUGCCAAGAACGGAUUCUCGCCAUACCUCAAGACCUGUCGUCCUUUUUCGCCUAUCAAGUCGAACCUGACGCGCCCGGCCCUCUAGCACAUAGCUUUUAGUGCUUUGACAAACUGUGCUUCCAAUGACCCGAGUUGGGAGGCCUUGCAUGAUGCAUUUGUCUGCCGACAUGUCCAGCUUUCCAAGUCGGGCCUCGUACGAAGCCGGCGCGGGACACCCCGACUGCUGCCAUGGGGAAGCCAACAGGCUCAAUGGUCAUUCUGUUCCGAAAUGGGGGCUAAUCCGAAGCAGACAGGUGCAACAUGCAGAGAUCGGUACUAUGGUAUUGUGCAUGCAGGAGAUGUCGGGAUUGUGAGCCCAUGUAGGAAAUCGGCACAUCUUGUCAUGCAAACCUCGGCAUCAUGA
Molecule: messenger RNA, 2861 nt
Organism: Gaeumannomyces tritici R3-111a-1
Lineage: Eukaryota; Fungi; Ascomycota; Sordariomycetes; Magnaporthales; Magnaporthaceae
Product: leukotriene A-4 hydrolase
Exons: 5
Coding region: 205-2172 (655 amino acids)
Biological process (GO): proteolysis
Cellular component (GO): cytosol
Molecular function (GO): aminopeptidase activity; epoxide hydrolase activity; zinc ion binding
Source: RefSeq, a predicted model, not a curated record